This is a messenger RNA of Antechinus flavipes (yellow-footed antechinus), 1250 nucleotides long. It is a transcript of the gene TMEM225, whose product is annotated as transmembrane protein 225. The transcript has 4 exons. Bases 243 to 1004 code for a protein of 253 amino acids. Lineage: Eukaryota; Metazoa; Chordata; Mammalia; Dasyuromorphia; Dasyuridae. The record is from RefSeq and is a predicted model, not a curated record. Gene Ontology annotation, biological process: negative regulation of phosphatase activity.
UCAGGGCAAAGGAUGGAACUGGCAAAGAUGAAAAUUGUCCCUUAGCUUGAUCAUUCUUCCCAAAUCCUACCACUGCCACUACUCAAAACUCAGAAACCUUACUUGUCCUCUAACUGCUACUGCUAAAAUCAGCUAGUUCCCAGAAGAAACUGUUUUAGGUGUGAGAUAUUAGGUUAGAAAAUAAUCAAAAAACAUACUUUGCCUUGUUUUGUGGUUGGUCUUGACUUGGGAUAGGUAGAAGCAUGGUGAAGAAAAAAUCUCUCUCUUUCCCCUUGAUCCUUCCAUCAUUCAGUGAUAAAGCUAUUUUCCAAUCUACUACCACUAUACAGACCCUAAACCUGGUCUCCUCCUGCUUAGCCCUAGCGUUGAUGAUAUUGGGGUUAAUCCACAAGGAAUGGACUAAAGUGGAGAAGAAACCAUCAGGGGUAGAAAUUUCCAGUAGCCCCUGGAUAAUUUGUAGCGGUUCAGUUUGCGCCGAGUUGUCAACAGAUCAGGACAAUACAAUCUGGAAUCUGAUGGUCGUAACUGUCUGUCUCUCUGUCGUGCUGUGUUUAAUUUUGGGGAUGGACCAUAUAUCUUUGAUUCCUCGAUUCAAAGCUCGCUACUUCAUCUUUGGCUUUAUCAGCUUCCUGACAGCAGGUGUCUCUCUGUUCACAGCAAUUGUACUGUACAACAGAGCAUUGAAGACAAGUUUUCGUGGACACCAAUAUGUGAUCAUAAACAGAUGGAUCUUUCAUUCAACUUAUGUAAUUAUCUUCUUAUAUUUAGUCUGUGGUAUCCUCUGUCUUUUGAGCCACACGGAUGCUGAGAAUGUCCUAAACUUUGAAGAUUCUCCCAAACAAUCUACAGUGAAACAGCCAUGUAAUGUGCAAAUGGAAAGUGAUAGUAGAGAAAAGAAGGGAAUUUUAGCUGACAAAAUCCCUCUUGAAGACUUGGAACAAACAAAACCGAUUGUUAAGCACAAAUUUCCAGGCCGCAGGGUGACCUGGAACUUAGAUUCUUAGGGGAAGCCAUAGGAGUCUUUUUUCUUCAUGCAUAUGCUUAUAUCUCUGCUGAUAUUUAUAUAUGUAUGUCAGGUGUUAUAUUCAUGCAUCAUUUAUUGUAAGCUUGUACAUACAUAUUAUAUAUUCUAUGACUUAAAAGACUAUGUAUAGGAGUGCCAAAUGAUAGUAGUGUAUAUUCCUAUACUAGAUAAAGGUGAUUUUCCUAUGGACAGUAUGUUUGGAAUUUCAAUAAAAGAAAUCAACACA